GUAGAAAAAAUGCAUGCGGCAGCAAUCUUCGCCAAGAGACGGGCAGCCGGUGUUCGAGAUCGCCAUGUUUGUAUUAGCCAACAUAAACCUCAAUACACGUGUGCGUUGGUUGCGAGAUAAAGUGUGAAUAAAAGAGUAUUUUCUUGCAAUUUUUAACCAAAUAUAACGCUAUUCGUAGGUACCAAGCUGCCGCACUGCAAAAACCAAAAUGAUUGCUGGUCGUCCACUGCUCUUUCUAUCGCUGCCAAGUCUAGCGCUAAUUGUGGGACUGGUUUGGUACCGUCGCAAAUUCAAGCCGGACGCAGGUGAUCGUGGCGGAGAAAAAAGCAAAGAAUGUGAAAGUACGAUCACGUCGCGCGGUGUCAGUGCAGCGGAGCUCGAGCCGGACAUGCGACAGAGUUCUUCACUGCCGAUACAACAGUCGGCUAACAGCAGCAAUGGGGCGGAAAACUGGGAAAACUGUUCGGGUUCGGGCCAUUCGUCGGCCGGUUCGUCGCGUUCGGCCCCGAUAGACAUCGUGCCGAACAAGAGUCCCUCCAAGGGCGACGACACAAACGACCUGUUGGGUCGUUUGAACCUGGUAGAGCAUGAUAAUGAGGAGUUCAGCUUCAGCCCGUCGAUUGACUUACCCGGCUCGGUCGUUUCACGCUAUCCGACCAACCUGAGAAAAUUCAACCAAAUGAUGGAACCGACGAAGGAACCGGUCGUGAUACGUCCGACCAAGGCGGCAUCACUGCAGAGCGGACACUUCCGGAUGUCGGAUGAAAAUGGUAACGCCAGUCCGGAAUCUUCCCCGCCGCAGAAACAUAACACACCACAGCAGCAAACACAAGGCAAUGAGAGUGACCGGGUGAACGGUAACAGCGUGACGGAAUGUAACGAUACGAUGAACGGUGAUACCUUUGACCGGAAAACGGAAACGUUUGAUGAACGUAACGAACAAACCGGUAGCCCUCCGCUCAGCAUUUGUAGCGUGCGCUCCGAAGACUCGGGCAAGGGCUCCAGCCCACCGCACUCGGUUGGACCUUCGGCGUCCAUGUACGAGUUCCUGGUGCCCGCCUUUCUCGUGGCCGGCGUGCUUGGCAAGGAUGGUUCGUUUGUGAAGCACAUCAAAAAGAAGACCGGUGCCAACGUGAUCAUCAAGCGCAAUCCGGAUACACACGUUAGCAAAAUUUGCACACUGGACGGUACGCAGCAGGAAAUUCAGGACGCGCUGAGAGUGAUCCGGGAUAAGUUCCCCCUGAAACGGUUUCCCACCCUUACGCUGCAGCGCAUUGAAAUUAGCCGCGUCGAGACGGUAAUACCGAUAUCGUUGAUGAAUGACACGUGCUCAAGCCUGCCGCUGGUCGAGGGUAUCAACAAUGACGUCGCCAUUAGUUGCAUCAUAAACGUUGGCCAUCUGUUUGUGCACCAACCGCUCCAUCCAACCCACCUGACGCUUAACAGUAUGCAGAACUCUCUUAAUCAAAGUUACACCGCCAACGAGGCUCCCGUACUGCCAGAGAUCAUACCGAACGCGGUCUGUGUGGCGUUCGUCGCCGAAAACUGGUAUCGGGCGCAGGUCGUACAGCACAUCCCGGAAAGCAAUUUGGUUUUAGUGAAAUAUCUGGACUACGGUGGUUUCUCAAUGCUGCCCCCACUAAACCUACGUCAAAUCCGAACAGAUUUCAUCUCCGUACCGUUCCAAUCGAUAGAAUGUGUACUGUCCAACAUUCAGCCGAUUGAUGAUAGCUGGUCUGUGGAAGCCACCGAACAGUUCCGUAGGUUAACAAAUAAUGCUAUCAUGCAAGCACAAGUAGCGGGAUAUACUGAGGAGGGUGUUCCCGAAAUUUACCUAUUUUCUUCAAUAGCAAAAGAUAAUGUAAUUUUCAUUAAUCAAGAAAUGGUUGCUCGCGGCUACGCUAGAUGGAUUGACUGAACUGUGUGAAUGCAAAGUAGGUGAACAAAUUAAUAACAAAUUUAAAAUGCAUAUAUAAGGAACAAUCGAUGAGAUUGAAGGUAAGGGAGUGCGCUAGGAAGAUAAUGUGGGGAAUGGGAAUUACAGCAAGAACGAGAACGAUCAGCAGACUGUUUUUGGGUGAUGUCAAGGGCUUGUCAAACAGUUAGAAGAAGCAUUAAAGCAUUAGUGCGAUCAAAAGUGACGAACGAGUAGCGGUGUGGCUUGGUUCAAAAAGCCACUUCCCAUCCUAUUUAAACACAUUUAAAUAUCUUCUCGUUCCGGUUACCGAUCCAGUUGAGCCCCUGAAAUCUGUAUCCAAUUUUGGGUAAUGCGCCAACAACGGAUUAAUGUAACCAUACAACUAUACUCGUGCGGGUGCUUUCAUCAACCAGCAACCAGCUCCAUUUCACGUCUCUCAACCUGCACAUUUUCCCACCCACAGACAAACCCUUUCUGUUGGUCAUCGUUCGCGCUUGGUACUGAACGCCUCCUUAUCGUCAUAUUCUCAUUACUACAGUCCUUCCUCGUUACUGUUACAAUUAUUAAAAUGAAGAAAAUUUGUGAAUAAUACGUUAAAAACAUAAGAAUGCGAAAACCCGUCGUUCAAGUUUUUUUUUCUUCGCGUGUCUUACAGUACUGCAGCUAAGGCACAUUAUUAUUUUAGUUAUUUUGUAUAAGGGUAUUUAUGAAAUAAAUUCAACAAAAUUAAUUGAUCUUA
Anopheles funestus (African malaria mosquito) is the source of this 2657-nucleotide messenger RNA. It is a transcript of the gene spoon, whose product is annotated as A-kinase anchor protein 1, mitochondrial. The transcript has 5 exons. Gene Ontology annotation, molecular function: RNA binding. The record is from RefSeq and is a predicted model, not a curated record. The coding region runs from base 209 to 1918 and encodes 569 amino acids. NCBI's taxonomy places the organism in Eukaryota, Metazoa, Arthropoda, Insecta, Diptera, Culicidae.